AUGUCUUGUCUUCGGAUCAUACCUCCCUGGACCCAACACCGUCUUCCCAUUGAGACCACCUAUCAAGUUCCUCGUCCAUAUUUCUUAUUCUCUAAUUACAAUCAUCCAAGAAAUGGUGGAAGCGGUAAAAUUACUGAUCCAUUCAACCUUAACUCUCCAAACGAACCAGUCGACUUUAUAGAUUACUAA
Molecule: messenger RNA, 189 nt
Organism: Heterostelium album PN500
Lineage: Eukaryota; Evosea; Eumycetozoa; Acytosteliales; Acytosteliaceae
Exons: 2
Coding region: 1-189 (62 amino acids)
Source: RefSeq, a predicted model, not a curated record